Messenger RNA from Helianthus annuus (common sunflower), 3567 nucleotides. RefSeq names its product probable inactive protein kinase At3g63330. Gene Ontology annotation, molecular function: protein serine/threonine phosphatase activity; protein serine/threonine kinase activity; ATP binding. The record is from RefSeq and is a predicted model, not a curated record. Gene Ontology annotation, biological process: mitotic DNA damage checkpoint signaling; protein phosphorylation; protein dephosphorylation. The transcript has 22 exons. Bases 1480 to 3375 code for a protein of 631 amino acids. NCBI's taxonomy places the organism in Eukaryota, Viridiplantae, Streptophyta, Magnoliopsida, Asterales, Asteraceae. Gene Ontology annotation, cellular component: cytoplasm; nucleus; cytosol.
CUAAACACCUUAAUUCUUGUAGGUUUAAUCGUUACUUCAAAUGAUCGGCGUUCGAUAAUUCUUUCCUUCAAGUAUUCAAAAUCAAGUGCAAUAUGUUACAGACGAAACCUAUGGCCAAAUAUGUCUUCAUCUUUACCGUAUUAGGGUUUAUAAUCUGCAUUACCUCCGGCGAAUCGUCGACGUGUUUAGCGUUGUACAAAGAAGGCGGUGCACCAGCGGUGUUCCAGUCACCAAAAUGUUCUAGAUGGAGCUUACCGAAACACGAUUCUCGUAGACGAUCCACAUCAGGAAGAUGUCAAUCUGCCACACGUCAGGGCCGACGGAAAUCUCACGAAGAUCGCACUUUCUGUACUCUCGAUAUUCGGAUUCCUUUUCCAGGCCCUAAUGGCAUAAGAGAUACGUCAGUUGGCAUCGUGGCAGUUUUUGAUGGACAUAAUGGUGCAGAAGCCAGUGAGAUGGCCUCAAAGCUGUUAUUCGAGUACUUCACGCUGCAUACCUUUUUUCUUCUUGAUACCGCAUAUUCUUUUCUGUCCAAGGUAUCAAAAGGAAUGUUACCAAAUAAGGGGCAACAUGAUUAUGCUUCUCAAGUACUUGGUUGGGAUGAGAAACUUGGUGAAUAUGUGCUGCAUAUCGGAAGGUAAGAAUUUGGUGUGGGUGUGGUGCACACAUGUUGUGAAUCAUGGGGGCAAAACACAUGGACAUGCUAGGCAUUAUACUUACAAGUACACAUGAAGCAGGAUUAAGUUUACAUUGUCAACAAUCUUCAAUGGAGAUUUCCACUUGGAAAUUCUGAAGGAAUCUUUGUUGAAGGCGAUUGAUGAUAUUGAUGCAUCAUUUUGUAAGGAAGCUUCUAGAUACAACUUCCACUCUGGUUCCACUGCGACAGUUAUAUUAAUAGCUGAUAGUCAAAUUCUAGCUGCCAAUGUUGGAGACUCAAAGGCUUUCUUAUGCUCUGAAACGUUCCAAUCUCCUCCUGAGGCCAAAGCUACGUUAUUGAGAUUAUACAGAAACAGAAGAAGUGAUGGUGCUUCUAUACGUUUGAAAGAUUAUGGAAAUUAUAAACUGGCGGCAUCUGACGGCUUGUCCCAUUUUGCCGCCAAGGAGUUGACCAGGGACCAUCAUCCCGACAGGGUUGACGAACGGUCUCGAGUAGAAGAGGCUGGUGGUUAUGUCCUUGAAUGGGGCGGUGUAUCCCGAGUCAAUGGUCAUUUGGCUGUUUCACGUGCUAUUGGUGAUUUGCCCUUUAAAAGCUUUGGUGUUAUAUCUGUUCCUGAGGUGACAGACUGGCAACCUCUGACAGCUAACGAUAGUUAUUUGGUGGCUGCAUCUGACGGUGUUCUUGAAAAGCUGGGCCCACAGGAUGUCUGUGAUCUAUUCUGGGAAUUAGAUACUCAUGCCCCCCUUGAAUUACAUUACAGUCCUUCAUGUUCAUACUCAUUAGCCGAUUGCAUUGUGGAUACUGCUCUUGAAAAAGGCAGUAUGGAUAAUGUGGCAGCUGUUGUCGUUCCGUUUGGGUUGGAACCUCUGCCUACUGAACGAUCCCGAGAAGUUGGACUGCAGAAUUAUGUGGAGGGAGAAUCUGGGUCGGAGAAUGGUGAAUCAGUUAUUGACAAGUUUGGACGUUUAUUGGUUGAAGGAAAGCAUGACACUUACGGAUAUUUCUAUCUAUCGGAGAGUCUAAAUGAAAACGAUGACUCCACGUUCUGGAUUUCAAAGGAUGAGCAGGAUUCGAUACAUGGUUCACUGCAAGCCUUACCUGACAUACCUAAUCAUAAUCAUGGUGGACCUUUAAAUUUGUACCGUGAACAGAUGAUGUGUUUACACUUUGGGAGGUCUAGUGCCGGAGAUAGAGAUCAGUGCAUUAAUCCCGAGGGUCUCGCAAGUUUUUUGGGUUUCUUAGGAUCACUCCCGACACAUAAUCAUGAAUCUUUUGAGCGUGCCACUCCUAACACAAGGUAUAUACUGAAAAAAAGAUUUGACCGUGGAUCAUAUGGAGAAGUUUGGGUGGCGUUUCAUUCGAAUUAUCUCCGACAAAGCAACGAUACAGAACAACAUGCGAAAAACAAAUUUCAAUUUCAUAGCACUCAUCUCGGCACUGAAAAUGGAACUUCCGGUCCUUCAGAUAAUAACAUUUUCAUUUUAAAGCGUAUAAUGGUAGAAAAGGGUAACACAGUUUACUUAAGCGGUAUACGCGAGAAGUAUUUCGGUGAACUUUUUCUAAACGCGUCUUCAUAUUUGGGUGGUACAUUAUCAGUAACGGAUUCAUACCCAUACCCCUACCCCUACCCACACCCUUAUAAUCUGCUAAGAAUGGAUGAAUCGGUUACUCCGGAGCAUAUACCGUCAAGAAAGAACAGACAGCCGCAGGUUGCUUAUGAAGAAGGGCUGAAGCAUAUUGCAAGAUAUAUCGAGUCUUUUGAGUCAAAGUCCAGUGAGAUAUGGCUUGUGUUUCGCCAUGAAGGUGUUUCUUUAUCGAAACUUUUGUAUACUGCAGACGAUAUUGGAAGUAGUGAUGGCGAAACAAAUGAUAGUGAUGAUCACGUUAAACAUGUUCGUAUACUACAUCCAUCGAAAUGGUGGCGGUGGUUGAAGACCACAAAAGCGGGCCAAGAGGAAAUGAAAAAUCUUAUAUGGCAGUUGUUGUCGGCACUUAAAGCUUGUCAUGACCGUAACAUCACCCACAGGGAUAUUAAACCCGAAAAUAUGAUCGUUUGCUUUGAAGAUCGUGAUUCUGGAAGAUGCCUAAAAGGAAGCCCUAGUGGAAAUGAAACGUAUAUCACUAAAAUGCGCAUUAUUGACUUCGGUAGUGCAAUGGAUGAAUUUACCAUAAAGCAUUUAUACGGGGCUGCUGGACCCUCUAGGGAUGAACAAACUUACGAGUACAUGCCUCCAGAAGCUUUUCUAAAUGCUACUUGGUAUCAUGGGCCAUCAAGCAUAACUACAAAGUAUGACAUGUGGAGUAUCGGUGUUGUGAUCUUAGAGUUGAUUAUAGGAUCGCCAAAUGUGUUUCAAAUAGAUGCUAUAACACGUGCUCUUUUGGAUCAACAUCUUGAAGGUUGGAAUGAUGGAUUGAAGGAGCUUGCUUAUAAGCUAAGGUCAUUUAUGGAAUUAUGCAUUUUGCUUCCCGGAAGUUCCUCAAAACAUCUUUAUAGUUGGGGUCAUAAUGGGAAGAGCUCGGGUUCACCAGCGUCAUGGAAAUGCUCUGAAGAAUUUUUUGCGAGUCAGAUUAAGAGCAGAGAUCCUCUUAAAAUAGGGUUUCCAAACGUUUGGGCUUUGAGAUUAGUACGCCAACUAUUAGUUUGGGAUCCAGAGGAUCGAUUGACUGUUGAUGAUGCUUUGAGGCAUCCUUAUUUUACGCACCAUACAACACAAUGAUUAACACGAUGUUUAACAGGUUCAUGGUUUAAGAGGCAAACAUGUCACAUAUAGAUAGAUAUAGACCACGUUUUCUUUCCCCCCGUUGUAAAUGUUUGUUUCAUACGUUCUGUAUAUAAUGUAUAUAUCAAGGCACGUGAUUUGUGUACGAAAUGUACUUUUCUGGUGAAGUGGUACAAAAUUUGGUUUAAA